CUAGUCUGUUCUGCCUCGCGGCAGCCGCCCCCUUCUGCGCGGUCACGCUGAGCUAGCGCCCGGGCCCGGAAUCUGGCUGCCGACUCCGAACCAUGGACCCGCGUAAAGUGAGCGAGCUUCGGGCCUUCGUGAAAAUGUGUAAGCAGGACCCGAGCGUUCUGCACACCGAGGAACUGCGCUUCCUGAGGGAGUGGGUGGAGAGCAUGGGGGGUAAAAUACCACCUGCUACUCAUAAAACUAAAUCAGAAGAAAAUAUCAAGGAAGAAAACACAGAUAGUAAGAAGGAGGAGGAAAACGUAAAGACAGACGAACCCUCAAGUGAGGAAAGUGAUCUAGAAAUUGACAAUGAAGGUGUGAUUGAACCAGACACUGAUGCCCCUCAGGAAAUGGGAGAUGAAAAUGUAGAGAUAACCGAGGAGAUGAUGGAUCAGGCAAAUGAUAAAAAAGUGGCUGCCAUUGAUGCCCUAAAUGAUGGUGAACUACAGAAAGCCAUUGAGUUGUUCACGGAUGCCAUCAAGCUGAAUCCCCGCUUGGCCAUUCUGUAUGCCAAGAGAGCCAGUGUCUUCAUCAAAUUACAGAAGCCAAAUGCUGCCAUCCGAGACUGUGACAGAGCUAUUGAAAUAAAUCCUGAUUCAGCUCAGCCUUACAAGUGGCGAGGGAAAGCACACAGACUUCUGGGCCACUGGGAAGAAGCUGCCCACGAUCUUGCUCUUGCCUGUAAACUGGAUUAUGAUGAAGAUGCUAGCGCAAUGCUAAAGGAAGUUCAACCGAGGGCCCAGAAAAUUGCAGAACAUCGGAGAAAGUAUGAGCGAAAACGUGAAGAGCGAGAGAUCAAAGAAAGAAUGGAAAGGGUUAAGAAGGCUCGGGAAGAACAUGAGAGAGCCCAGAGGGAGGAAGAAGCCAGACGACAAUCAGGAGCUCAGUAUGGCUCUUUUCCAGGUGGCUUUCCUGGGGGAAUGCCUGGUAAUUUUCCUGGAGGAAUGCCUGGAAUGGGAGGGGGCAUGCCUGGAAUGGCAGGGAUGCCUGGGCUCAAUGAAAUUCUUAGUGAUCCAGAGGUUCUUGCAGCCAUGCAGGAUCCAGAAGUCAUGGCAGCCUUCCAGGAUGUGGCCCAGAACCCGGCAAAUAUGUCAAAAUAUCAGAGCAACCCAAAGGUUAUGAAUCUCAUCAGCAAAUUAUCAGCCAAAUUUGGAGGUCAAGCAUAAUGCCCUUCUGACAAAUAAAGCCCUUGCUGAAGGAAAAGCAACUUAGAUCACUUAAUGGAUGUCGCAAUAAUACAAACCAGUGUACCUCUGACCUUCUUGUGAAGAAAGCUGGGGUGCUUUGAAAAUAAUCCCUACCCCUCUGCCCCAAAUGCAGCUGAAACAUUUUAAAGUGGUUUGCCAUUAGGGUAUUCAUUCAGAUAAUGUUUUCCUACUAGGAAUUACAAACUUUAAACACUUUUUAAAUCUUAAAAAUAUUUAAAAACAAAUUAAAAGGGUGUGUUAAAUCCCUACAUUUUUCUUUACUAAUCAUUUUGUUUUUUUCCUUUGAGUUAAUUGGGCAAGAAAAAUACUUCAGUGUGGAAGAUUUAUUGCUCAGUUUGAAUGAAAUAAAGGUUUAUCAGCAGAAGGCAAAUAUAACAUUGAAGUAGAUAAAGUUUGAGUUGGAUAUAUAUGGUUAGUGAGGCAUUUUGAUUUGUCCUUUUAAAUGCUUUAUUUUUUAAAAAAUGAUUUAUUUCGAUAAAACUAUUGGGACCACCAGUAUUGCAGUAGAACCUGGGUAGGGACUGGAAGUACUUGGCAGGAUAGCCACAGUCUUACUACAUUUUAUAUAACAUGUGCCCUUGUGCAGAUGCAUUUAAAUCUUACACUGUGGUGAAGGGAUGAUUUUUAUAAUGCUGCAGUAGAGUUGGGUUACUUAGUUGUGUUCUUGUCUGACAUAUAAAAUAAAUGUUUCAUAUUAUUUCCACAUGGGGGAAAUAAGGGAAUACUUUUCUUUUUAUAUUUCUAUGUUUAAAAUUAUUUUUCCUCGUCAGAAAAUGCCCAACUCUUUGUCUGCUUUCUACUUGUUUUCACAUUUUUUUCCCCUUACUCUUCUUGGGCUAAAGCUAGUCCUUUUUCACUAGCAUUACUGCUAUCAUUCACAGCAUAAUUGUGCAAGCAUAUUUAAUGCUGGGUUUAAUUUAAUAUGUAAUACAUAUAGUGACUAUGUAGGGUAAUACCCGUAACAGCUGUAGUUUCUUACUUGGCCAAGUGAUUUUGUAUUUAAAUGUUAGAUUUCCACUUCAAUGAAAUCUUAUAUCAAAAGAUGUUGGAAGGAGGGAUUCCUUUGGGUGUUUGGUCUUCUACUUAGGAAAUACUGUUGCAGUUAGAGUUUAUCUUGAGGUAUUCAUCUUUCUAUUUUGGAGAGGAUGAGGUUUGAAUUAUACAUAGAGGGGAACCUAACUUCUUGAUCCAGCAUAAAUUAUAAAAUUGAUGUGAUCCAUGGUGGUUCUUCAUUGUGGAGUUGUUGGCAUUGUGAAAGAUUCAUUGUUCUCCUAUUCAGCUCUUAAAUACUGCAACCAUAGCUCCACUUCUCCUUUUUCUCUUUCCCUCUCCUCCAAGGAUAAAGAAAAUGAUAAAUUUUCUGUUGUACAUCUAAUUCUUAUAUUAAAUAAGACUAAGUCCAGGCUCUGUACCAAGAAUUGCUAGGUUUCUACCUAUCUUUCAAUUUAAAGUGCUAGCGUUUAGAAGCAGUUUCAAGGGAUGAGACCCUCUAUGCUUAUUUGAAGAAUCAGUGGUAGGAGCUGUGAAAUAUAUUCCAUGGAAUACAUUUCUGAAAUAGCACAUUUCUGAAAUCAUAAGUUGAUUCAGGUUCUAACCCUUUGUUGUACACAAGCAGAUAGAAAUGCCUCUGUUAUAUAAGUGAGAAAAAGCUGUAUGCUAAUUGAGCAUGCUUUUUAAGCCCUUUAAAAAUACUCAGCAUAUAAACUUGUGUUUGAGCUUGCCAGUGUUCUUUUUGUUAAUGUGUGUUCUCUUUUCUCAAAAUUUCCACUGUGUGCUGUGAAUAACUCAAGAAGACCAGUCGCUUCUGGAUUCCUCAUUUGAUUUACUCAACUAUACGUUACCUAAGUACAUUCUAACAUUGCAAUAUUACCAUAAGUGGGUAAAAGUAAAAUUGGUCUUUUGAAAAUGUG
Molecule: messenger RNA, 3154 nt
Organism: Diceros bicornis minor
Lineage: Eukaryota; Metazoa; Chordata; Mammalia; Perissodactyla; Rhinocerotidae
Gene: ST13
Product: ST13 Hsp70 interacting protein
Exons: 12
Coding region: 93-1202 (369 amino acids)
Molecular function (GO): Hsp70 protein binding; protein dimerization activity
Source: RefSeq, a predicted model, not a curated record